GCAAGGUUUGUUCCACCACCUUUCCAGCAUUGAGUAUCGUCAGGCCGAUGACAAUGCCGAUCCAGAUGCUGCUGGUGGCUUCGAGAGAGCAGUCCAUGGUAUGCCAGGCUCGUGUUGCCAUAAAGAAUGUAGAAAGAUAGGUAAAGCUCAGUGUCUCUGUCUCGUGUCAUUGACGUAGAGCCAGGAAUAGCCUAGCAGAGUAUAUGGAUAUGUUCAAUUAUUUAUCAUUUCCCCCCCAGAUGCACUGUAUUUCAUAAUGAAAAUGCUACCCGCUGUAUCUAUUAAGACUGUGUCGGAUAGUUCCGUUAGAGUUCAACAACAUGGCUUGGCCGUAAGGGGGAUCAUCGCAGUAACUAUCAACCUAUGGCCAAUCUUCCUAAUAGGACUUUUCUCGUGGAUCGACUCUGCUUUCUUCUUCGCUCGCUUUAGACGAGGUUAGUGCGACAGCUUGGCUUGACCCGAAGUCGGGCCCAAUUUGGUUGAUUGGAAAGGGAGGUUCCGUGGCG
Colletotrichum acutatum is the source of this 506-nucleotide messenger RNA. RefSeq lists its product as uncharacterized. NCBI's taxonomy places the organism in Eukaryota, Fungi, Ascomycota, Sordariomycetes, Glomerellales, Glomerellaceae. The transcript has a single exon. Bases 257 to 439 code for a protein of 60 amino acids. The record is from RefSeq and is a predicted model, not a curated record.